CAGCAGCACCCAGGCCCAGCACACCGGCCUGUUCCGCUGCAGGUACCUACACCGAACCCGAAAACAGACCUCCGUCUAUGUCUAUGUCACAGGUAAGACUCUGCUGCCCCGAGGUCCAAGAGCACAACUUCUUUUCUGUUUCUCUAGCUGCACUCAUUGAACACCCCUUCACGCCUUCACCCCCUCAUGCGUGUGUUUAUAUGUCCAGGUUAAACAGGACGUGGUGGGUGCUAAAUGCAGACCAAUGCCAGAGAGACAAUUAUAUCCCAACACUGUUUGUCCCAACAACACAUCCUUCGAGAUGACUCUGGCACAGUUUCAUCCCCCUCCUCCCCAGCCGCUCUUUUCUCAGCCUGGGCCUAUAUCUCCCUGUUGUCUAUAUAUAAAUCUUUUUUUACUUUCGUUUACGUGCUACCUCAAGGCCAGGAAUAACCCAGCUCCUGAAAGGCUCAGGCCUGGGCAGAGUUUCCCAGGGCAUCAGCCUUAUCUGCUCUGCUCAGCCUUGCUUGAAGCAUCCUGUGCUUGGGGGAGGAGGGGAAGGACUUGAAGGGGGUGUGCUGGGAGGGGAUGUCGCUGUGUCUCUCCCAAGGUGGUGGCGGGGAGGUGUGUGGAAGUAUGUGUGUGUGUGUGUGUGUGUGUGUGUGUGUUGUGAGGAACUGAGAAGGAUAAGAUGAAGGCCAGCGGCUCAGCGGUAUCAAGGGGUAGAGGAGGCAUGAUGUCUACCCAGCCAGCUCCUCCCUGUCCUGGAGGGUGACGCUGUUUGGGCUGGGCUGUGCAGAGCAUGGAGCUGGGCUGGAGGCCAGGGUCACAGGGCACGCUACUGUUUGGCCAACAGGACCCUCGGGGGCCAUCAAUCGCUCAGACAGCCAGCAGCCAUUUGUGGAACGUCCGGGUAUGAGCCCAGAUGUGUUGUACAUGAAGGAGACGCAGCCGCUGGUCAUCCCCUGCCGGGUCACCCACCCAAACGUCACAACCACACUGGUCAAGUUCCCCAACCAGAGCCUGAGUCGAGACCAUAGGAACAUUGUUUGGAACAGCAAGUACGGCUUCACCGUCCAAACUCCAACCUUCGAUUACAUUGGCCUCUUCUACUGCCAGACAAUCACUGAAGGCGUCACACAGAAGUCACGUAUAUACUUUGUACACAGGCCAGUGAGUAACAUCAUGGAGGUAUAUUUGAACAGCAGUGGACCUAUGCAGGCCCUGAAGGGAGAGAGAUUGGUCUUGAACUGCACCGCCAUCGGGGAGUUGAACACCAGAGUCAACAUCACCUGGGACUACCCUGGAAAGAAUAACAACACCGGCUCCACCUCCAAGAGGCUCCUGAAACACAGAACGCACAUGUUGUUCUACAAUAUUCUGACCAUCCCGAAGCUCCAGCGUUCAGACCAAGGCCUCUACACAUGCCGCGUGACCAGCGGGGAGAAAACCAAACAGCAGAAAAUCACUGUUACCGUCUAUGACCGUCCAUUUAUUCGCCUGAAGCCCAGACAUGGAUCUGUGAUUGAGGUACAGGCAGGACAGAAAUCUUACCGAAUCUCUCCCAAACUACGAGCGUUCCCUGCCCCUGAAGUCAUCUGGUUGAAGGAUGGCAUGGUGGCAGCAGAGCAAUGCUCCAGAUACCACAUGGAUGGGAGUUCCCUGGUAAUCCGGGACGUGGCAGAGGAGGAUGCUGGGAAGUACGCUGUCCUCGUACGAAUCCAGGAACACGGACUCUACCAGAAUCUCACGCUCACACUUGUGGUUAAUGUAAGUCCUCAGAUAGGGGAGAAAGCGGUGUCGUUGCAAGACCCGGGCUCAGUGCCACGGGGGAGCAGACAUGCCCUUCACUGCACAUCCCACGGAGUCCCUCCUCCACACAUCCAGUGGCUCUGGCAUCCCUGCCCGUCCAAAGGCCUGUGUGUGUGUCCAACGUCGUCCUCGCCAUGGAGCCCUGUGAUCGAGAGAAUCCCCGCCACGUCCAAAAGCAACCACAUCCUGAGUAUUGCGCACAGACAGGAAGUGCUUCAGGGAAAGAAUAAGACAGUGGGGGUCCUGACUGUGGCAGAGGCCUUUGUGUCUGGAGUGUAUCGCUGCGUUGCCUCCAACUCUGCCGGCACAGACCAGCUAGACUUCCACUUCUACGUCACAGACGUCACAGGGGGCUUCAGUGUGAGCCAGAGGGAGGAACCCAGAGAGGGUGGAGACCUCCAUCUCACCUGUGUAGCCAAUAAGUACCUGUACACAGAGCUGUCAUGGCAUCGAGUUAAUGACACUGAGGACGCCCAAUCCCGCAGCCAGCAGCUCACAUCGGGGGAGUUUUCCAAUUGUCUGGUCCUGUUGCUAAACAACCUAACAGCCAGAGACUCCGGAGCCUACAGCUGCUCCACCCGCCACCUGAUCACGGGACAGGAGACACACCUGGACACACAGGUGGUGGUCACAAUUCUGGAGCCUCCGGUGCUGCUUGACAAUCUGACAGAUUGUACCGUAAACGCCAGCACCUCAGUGAGCCUUAGCUGUCCCUCUGAAGGCAUCCCACCCCCUACUAUCACAUGGUACAAGGAUGAGCGUGCUCUGUCUCAGGGAUCAGGUAUUGUGAUAUCACUAGAAGAUGGGACCCUCCAUAUUGAUCGAGUCACAGCGGAGGACCAGGGCCUUUACACAUGCCAGGCCACCAAUGUGAGGGGAUCUGCAGAGAGCUCUGCUUAUAUAUGGGUAAACGGGGCCACAGAAGCCUCUUUCCUGGAGAUUCCCGCACUCACCUGUACCUGUGUUGUGGCCGCUCUAUUCUGGCUUUUGCUGACGCUCUUCAUACGCAAACUGAGACAGCCCAGUGGCGCAAACACCAAACCUGAGUACCUGUCAAUCAUUGUGGACAGCGGAGAGGGGCCAAUAGAGGAGCAGUGUGAGAGACUGCAAUACGACCCGCACCAAUGGGAGUUCCCUCGGGAGCGGCUCAGAUUAGGGAAACCUCUGGGCCGUGGAGCCUUUGGUAAGGUGAUACAGGCAGCUGCGUUUGGUAUAGACAACGCCACCAGCUGCAGCACUGUGGCUGUUAAGAUGCUCAAAGAGGGAGCUACAGCCAGCGAACACAAAGCUCUGAUGACUGAACUGAAGAUCCUCAACUACAUUGGACAUCAUCUGAAUGUAGUGAACCUAUUGGGAGCCUGCACCAAACUGGGAGGGCCACUGAUGGUCAUUGUGGAAUACUGUCGCUAUGGAAAUCUUUCUACCUUCCUGAAGGGAAAGAGAGAUGUGUUUGUGCACAAGACGCCUGCCAGAGGAAAGGAUGGAGGGCCAGGUUGUGUCGCCAGCAUGUCUGAGUUUGACGAGAGAGAUAAGAAAGAAAAUCACCUCAAUCCCAAAUCUGCCUCCAACCCUCCUUUAUUCCUGGAGGAUCUCAUCUCUUUCAGCUUCCAGGUGGCGCGAGGAAUGGAGUUUCUGGCCUCUCGCAAGUGUAUUCACCGAGACCUGGCAGCCAGGAACAUUUUGCUUUCCGACAAUAAAGUGGUGAAGAUCUGUGACUUCGGCCUGGCCAGAGACAUCUACAAAGAUCCCGACUACGUCCGCAAGGGAGAUGCCCGCCUCCCUCUGAAGUGGAUGUCUCCAGAGGCCAUCUUUGACAAGGUGUUCACCACGCAGAGUGACGUGUGGUCCUACGGCAUUCUACUGUGGGAGAUCUUCUCUUUGGGAGCUUCUCCAUACCCUGGUCUUCACAUAGAUGAGGAGUUCUGCCACAGACUGAAGGGAGGAACAAGGAUGCGAGCUCCUGAAUACAGCACACCUGAGAUUUACAGCACGAUGCUGGCAUGCUGGGAGGCCAGUUCCUCAGAUCGACCCACCUUCACUAACCUGGUGGAGACACUGGGAGACCUGCUGCAAGCAAGGGUUCAGCAGGAUGGUAAGGAUUAUAUUCCUCUGGGAUCUUUCAUAACUGGAGACACUGAUCGCAGUGAGACCUUCAAAGAAAACGUGCUUGCAGUCACAAACCUGAGUUACAUGAGGGGCAUGGCGACACUUCAGACGUUUGAGGAACUGCCCUGCAAAGAGCCAGACAGCCCUGAUGAUGAGCAGAGUGACAGCGGCAUGGUCUUACCAUCCGAGGAAAUGAAGCGUCUGACGUGGAAUAAUGGCACCAAGAUCAGGAAACUCAGCAGGUUCUUUGCCUUCACUAAGUGCCGGGACCAACAGGUGCCUUUCCUGUGCAAUAACAUCACAGGUCUCUGGGACAACAACCCCUCCAUCUUGCCGUGUGAUUGGGAGUCUGACGAGGGUUCCUCUCCUCCUCCGGACUACAACUCUGCUUUUCUCUACCCUUCCCUGUAGCAUCUGUUCUUGGACAACUUUAUACAGGGUAUACUUUUUCCUGCUCACAAUCUUUAGUCAACUAGAACUUAUUCUGCUUUUGAACUUUGCUGUUAGCAUCCUCUACCUCAUUAUAUCUGCAUGUAUUCAUCGGCCCUCUAUUUCCUCCUUCAACCCAACUUAAAAGACAAUUUCUCUAGAUUUAACACAAAACACUACUUUGCUUUUCUUAAGUUCACAAAAUACUACGAUGUUGUACAACAAAGCCUCUACAGUAUUACCAAGUAAUGUCUUGCAAUACCACACAUAACCCCUUCCCAGAGCAGCUAAGUAUUACCUGGUUGUACUUAUGCAGUUAUGCAGAAUGUAUUUACUGACCUACAACUAUUAGAGCUUAUUGUAUUGGUACCUCAUGUGCUGAGCUUUGUUAAGAGGAACACUGCUGUAUAAAAUAAUGGUUCCUCCUACACAGCUGUUAUAUGUUGGAAAAAAAAGUUAUUAUCCACUGAAUUAUAGUAUGUUUUAGACAGGAUGUAUCUAUCUGUAUUUAUUGUAAUGCUGCAAUCAUUUCAUUGAUUAGUCUGUAUCUUACUGUGAAGGUUGAUAAACACUCAGUUGCCAUAAGUUUAUUUUCACGAAGGUUAUAAUGUUCAGUUUAACUACCCCAAUAGUAUCAAUGGGGAUGGACAAAAUAUGUGAAACACCACUCAGUAAGACAAACUACAGUCUGCAAAAUCAACAAAACAUUGAUUGUAUGGGCUGCUAUAUUAGACUGAGUUACAUACCUAAUAAACUGGCAACUGAGUGUAUAUUUAAUUCUAUACUAAAGUAUUCUUAGAUAUGGAAUCAAGUCAAAUCCGUGUAUGCUGUUUUUUAAUAUAUAUUUCUAUUUACAAAAAACACUGAAUGCAUGAGCAAUGGUGUUGAUUAGGGCUGAAAUGAUUAGUUGAUCAAGAGAAAAUUAUUAGGCAACUAUUUUGAAGUUAUUUUUCAAGCAAAAAGACCAAACAUUCCCUAGUUCCAGCUUCUCAACUGUGAGGAUUUGCUCGUCCAGUGACUUACUUAUUUAUGGGUUUUGGACUGUUUUGGACAGACGAAACAAGACGUUUGAAGAUUGUUAACCCUUUUUCUACUGAAAUAUAGACCAAACGAUCGCAGCAGAUUUAUCGUUAAAACUAUUUUUAGUUUGCAACCCUACAAAACAUAGAAUCAAGUGAUACAUCUCUAUAAUAUCUGCAUCUUAUCCACUUGUGUAACUUACCGGCUUUUUUGAUGCUUUUAAUGGUUUUAUGUGAAGCACUUUGAAUUACCUUGUUGAAAUGUGCUCUACAAAUAAACUUGCCUUGCUGGUAUUUUCAGUUUUAAAGAUAAUCAAUCAUUGAAGCGUACAAUUAUAACCCAUUUUUUAAAAAUCCACCUCAUAUGUUGUUUUUACAUUUUUAUAAACACGUUUUGAAAUAUUUCAUGUAUAGGUUAAAAGCUGCAAUGUACCCAAUUGCAAAACAAGACGAUAUCAUGCAUGUAUCAGUUUUGGUAUUCUUUAUUAAAAUACUGCUGUACACACAAAUAUUGCAAAAUUUGAGACAAUGAACACAAGAGGGGCAUAAAACAUACUAAGAUGGUGA
Molecule: messenger RNA, 5912 nt
Organism: Anarrhichthys ocellatus (wolf-eel)
Lineage: Eukaryota; Metazoa; Chordata; Actinopteri; Perciformes; Anarhichadidae
Gene: flt1
Product: fms related receptor tyrosine kinase 1
Exons: 28
Coding region: 895-4308 (1137 amino acids)
Biological process (GO): protein phosphorylation; multicellular organism development; positive regulation of kinase activity
Cellular component (GO): signaling receptor complex; plasma membrane
Molecular function (GO): vascular endothelial growth factor receptor activity; ATP binding; growth factor binding
Source: RefSeq, a predicted model, not a curated record